ACAUGGGGUCGCAGUGCGCCCAAAAAUAACAGCGCGCACCUCCGCGUGUAGUAAGCAAGUGCCUUCCCCAGAGGGGAGGGUGAUGGCUUCCGAGUCCCAAAUUGCGUGCAUACAUCUUGAUGUGUGUGUUUGAAUGGAAACGAGCAUAAAAAAAAAAAACACACACACACACACAAGCCGCCUCUUUUCGCAUUGCGCGUCAUUCAAACAGGACUUGAGUGUACUUGCUGGGUUGCACUAGUGAGCCGAAUAACCGCGGAGAUACCGGACCACAGCGGAGGAAUAUUGCGACUUUCAAAAAAAAAAAAAAAAAAGAACUUUAUUUACCCUCCUUUUUGUUUCUUUUCGUUAUGGUCAAGCGUGAAGAUUUUUUCGUCACCUGUCCUUUUCUUCACUUCGCCGCGAGGGAAAUAAACCUUGUGUUUGUUUUAUAGAUUGCUGCAGCCGUGGGACACCUCCACCCCCCCACCCCCACCCCUGCACCCCUCUUGACGGACAACAGCGCCCGGGCACACCUUUUUAAGGGCUGAAAUAUGCUCUCAGCGCCACGAUAGAAACAAGCUGAGAAGACACAAGUCCAAAGUGGUUUUAAAUGAUGAUGAUGCAGGAGUCGGCCGCAGAGACAAUAAGCAACAGUUCAAUGAGUCAAAAUGGAAUGAGCGCCCUAAGCAGCAGCCAAUUAGAGGCUGGCGGUAGAGACGGGAGAUCAAGCGCUGGUGGCGGUGACACGAGCGGCGAAGUAAGCACAGUCGAGCUGCUGCAUCUGCAACAACAGCAGGCUCUACAAGCAGCGAGGCAAAUACUCCUGCAGCAGUCAGGCAGUGGCCUGAAAUCUCCAAAGAGUCAGGACAAGCAUCGUCCACUGCAGGUUCCGGUCUCGGUGGCCAUGAUGAGUCCCCAGGUGAUCACGCCGCAGCAGAUGCAGCAGAUCCUCCAGCAGCAGGUCCUCUCCCCCCAGCAGCUCCAGGCCCUCCUCCAGCAGCAGCAGGCCGUCAUGCUGCAGCAGCAACACCUGCAGGAGUUCUACAAGAAGCAGCAGGAGCAGCUUCAUCUUCAGCUCCUCCAGCAGCAACACCCUGGCAAGCAAGCUAAAGAGCAACAGCAGCAGCAGCAGCAACUGGCCGCCCAGCAGCUCGUCUUCCAGCAGCAGCUCCUGCAAAUGCAGCAGCUCCAGCAGCAGCAGCACCUGCUCAACAUGCAGCGGCAGGGCCUGCUCUCCCUGCCCGGGCCCGCCCCCGGCCAGGCUGCCCUGCCCGGACAGACACUGCCCCCCUCAGCUGGCCUGAGCCCCGCAGAGCUCCAGCAGUUAUGGAAGGACGUGACCGGGGUCGGAGGCGGAGGCGGCGGAGGUGGUGGCGGUGGUGGCGGCGGCGGCGGCCACGCCAUGGAGGACAACGGCAUCAAGCACGGCGUCAGCAGCGGCAACGCGGGCAGCGGCGGCCUCGACCUAUCCACCACCAACAACAGCAACCACAACAACAGCAACAACAACUCCAUGACGACUACCUCCUCCUCCUGCAACCCUGCCAAAGCGUCGCCGCCCAUCUCGCACCACUCCAUCGUCAACGGACAGUCGCCCAUGCUCAACCACAGACGAGAGCGCGAGCGGGAAAGAGAGCGGGAAAGUUCCCAACACGAGGAGAACGGAGGCUCCCAUCCUUUGUACGGUCACGGCGUGUGCAAGUGGCCCGGCUGCGAGAGUAUCUGCGACGACUUCGGACAGUUUUUGAAGCACCUCAACAACGAGCACGCCCUGGAUGACCGCAGCACAGCCCAGUGUCGGGUCCAGAUGCAGGUGGUCCAGCAGCUGGAAAUCCAACUUUCCAAAGAGCGCGAGCGUCUCCAGGCCAUGAUGGCCCACUUGCACAUGCGGCCCUCCGAACCCAAGUCAUCUCCCAAACCACUCAACUUGGUGUCCAGCGUCACCAUCAAGAACCUGCCCUACGCGUCCCCGCCUAACUUACCGCAAACGCCCACCACCCCGACGGCGCCCGUCACCCCCAUGGCGGCCAUGCAGGUCCCGUCGGUGCUGGGCGGAGCCAACGUGCCCAGCAUGGGAGCCAUGCGGCGGCGCCACACGGACAAAUACUCCAUGCCGCUGUCGUCGGAGAUCGCCCCAAACUACGAGUUUUAUAAGAACGCGGAUGUCAGACCGCCGUUUACUUAUGCAACCCUCAUAAGACAGGCUAUCAUGGACUCUUCCGACAUGCAGUUAACGCUUAAUGAAAUCUACAGCUGGUUCACGCGCACGUUCGCCUACUUCAGACGCAACGCCGCCACUUGGAAGAACGCCGUGCGCCACAACCUCAGCCUGCACAAGUGCUUUGUGCGCGUGGAGAACGUGAAAGGCGCCGUGUGGACGGUGGACGAGGUGGAGUACCAGAAACGCCGGUCGCAGAAAAUCACAGGAAGCCCCUCACUCGUCAAGAACCUGCCCUCCAGUCUGGGCUACGGCUCAGCACUAAACGCCAGCCUCCAGGCCGCCCUGGCGGAGACCACCCUCCCUCUACUGGGUACCCCCGGCCUCAUGAACAGCGCACACAUGGGCGGCUGCCACGGCCUCCUGGGCGGCGACCCCUCCGGACUGAUGGGCGGCAGUCCGCCGGGGAUGCUCGGCGGCAGCCCGCCGGGGCUCCUGGGCAUCAGCCCCCCCGGCACGCUGAGUGGCAGCCCCCCUACCCUGUUGCAGUCUGUCCACGAUGACCUCAACGGCUCCCUGGACCACCUGGACACCAACGGACACGGCAGCCCAGGGUAUUCCCCACACGGGCACAUGAUGGCCGUGCACGUGAAGGAGGAGCCUCUUCACAUGGACGACGACGACUGCCCCAUGUCACUUGUGACGACGGCCAAUCACAGUCCAGAGCUGGACGACGACCGGGAGCUGGAGGAAGGGAACUUAUCAGAAGACCUGGAGUGACUUCGUUUGAUUUUGUUUUUUUGCUAUCCCCUUCAGCCCAGACUUGGAAGAAGAAAAAAAAAGCACUCCGACAUCCGCCGACUCUCCUUUUUGUUUCCCCCUCUCUCUGUCCCUCUCACCACUGGGACUAUUUAUUGAGCAUGCAUCCGGAUGGUCGCAAAAAAAAAAAAAACUGAUCCAAGACGGUCGGAUGACAGACUCACCGAUGGACGAGUCGAUGGAUGGAUGGAAGGAUGGAAGGAGGGAGGAAACAAAUGCCGUCAAAACCAAAACAAAAAAAACAACAACAACGAAAGGACCACAUUUUUAGUCACAGUAGUUUUUGAUGUCUAGAGACAAUUGCUGGUUGGAAUCAUCAGUUAUGAAUAUUUUUGUUGCUCAUAUCACCGACUGUAAAUGCCAUCCCCUCAAUCACAGAGUACAACAACAACAACAACAACAACAAAACGGUCCUCCUCCUCACCUCCACCUUCUAGAAGCUUUGUCUCCGUGCUCGCAGUCACAGGCAACAGCUGGAAACCAAAGCCCUCGCUAGCAAAGGCCAAUAAUCCCUAAUGAUUAUUAUUAUUAUUAUUAUUAUUAUUAUUAUUAUUAUUAUUAUGGACAACACCCGACACAAAGACGCCACUUUAACCGAGAAUAAAAACUCCUUCCGCAAAAAAAAAAAAAAAAACUACCUUUUGAAAACCUCUGGGAUGAAGAAGAGGAGCUCGGAGUCCAAGUGGAUCAUAACCAAAACUAAAAUAUUGUUGCAGAAUCAUCGUCUGGCUGUUGUUUGUUUUUUUUGUAGCCUCACUUUUCUGUGGUUUGAGUUGACGAGCUGGUGAAAAUGUGAUGUCACCGACUGAAAACGCCAAACUUGACACCGAUGUCUAGCCAAGCCAAAUAGUACUCAAGCGGGAAUACUACUACUACCAAUAAUAACAACAACAAGACUGCUAACGACGCAAGCCAUGUCAGAAAGGGAACGCUUUUUCUGGUUGAUGUGUGCGCUCCUUUGUUGCCGGGGGCGACCGGCGUCAUCUGGGAAAGGUGGUGUUGUGGCUUUAACGCGCAUUUUGUUUCCGGGGAAACCAAAGUUAUACAAAAUUCUGCCUCCUUAGAAGAAAAUACACGAGAAUUUCUGUAGGAUUUUUGUACUGAAAUUGAUUUGUUUGUCGGCUAGGCCAGACUCUGUGUUACAUGUCGUCCAUCUUUGUGGGGUACUUUGUAACAUGUCGGCCAUCUUUGUGGAGUACUUUGUAACAUGUCGGCCAUCUUUGUGGAGUACUUUAUAACAUGUUAGUGGAGUACUUUAUGACAUGUUAGUGGAGUACUUUGUAACAUGUCGGCCAUCUUUGUGGAGUACUUUAUAACAUGUCGGCCAUCUGUGUGGAGUACUUUUUAACAUGUCGGCCAUCUUUGUGGAGUACUUUGUAACAUGUCGGCCAUCUUUGUGGAGUACUUUGUAACAUGUCGGCCAUCUUUGUGGAGUACUUUGUAACAUGUCGGCCAUCUUUGUGGAGUACUUUGUAACAUGUCGGCCAUCUUUGUGGAGUACUUUAUAACAUGUUAGUGGAGUACUUUGUAACAUGUCGGCCAUCUUUGUGGAGUACUUUGUAACAUGUCGGCCAUCUUUGUGGAGUACUUUGUAACAUGUUAGUGGAGUACUUUAUAACAUGUUAGUGGAGUACUUUAUAUCAUGUUAGUGGAGUACUUUAUAACAUGUUAGUGGAGUACUUUAUAACAUGUUAGUGGAGUACUUUAUAUCAUGUCAGCCAUCUUUGUGGAGUACUUUAUAACAUGUCGGCCAUCUUUGUGGAGUACUUUGUAACAUGUCGGCCAUCUUUGUGGAGUACUUUGUAACAUGUUAGUGGAGUACUUUAUAACAUGUUAGUGGAGUACUUUAUAUAAUGUCGGCCAUCUUUGUGGAGUACUUUACAACAUGUUAGUGGAGUACUUUAUAACAUGUUAGUGGAGUACUUUAUAACAUGUUAGUGGAGUACUUUAUAACAUGUUAGUGGAGUACUUUAUAACAUGUUAGUGGAGUACUUUAUAACAUGUUAGUGGAGUACUUUAUAUCAUGUCAGCCAUCUUUGUGGAGUACUUUAUAACAUGUCGGCCAUCUUUGUGGAGUACUUUGUAACAUGUUAGUGGAGUACUUUAUAUCAUGUCGGCCAUCUUUGUGGAGUACUUUACAACAUGUUUGUGGAGUACUUUGUAACAUGUUUGUGGAGUACUUUAUAACAUGUUAGUGGAGUACUUUAUAACAUGUUAGUGGAGUACUUUAUAACAUGUUAGUGGAGUACUUUAUAACAUGUUAGUGGAGUACUUUAUAACAUGUCGGCCAUCUUUGUGGAGUACUUUACAACAUGUUUGUGGAGUACUUUGUAACAUGUUUGUGGAGUACUUUGUAACAUGUCGGCCAUCUUUGUGGAAUACUUUGUAAUAUGUUUGUGGAGUACUUUAUAACAUGUUCAUGGAGUACUUUUUAACAUGUUAGUGGAGUACUCUAUAACUUUUCGGACGUCUUUGUGGAGUACUUUAUAACAUGUUUUUGGAGUACUUUGUAACAUGUCGGCCAUCUUUGUGGAGUACUUUGUAACAUGUUUUUGGAAUACUUUGUAACAUGUCGGCCAUGUCUGUGGAGUACUUUAUAACAUGUCGGCCAUCUUUGUGGAGUACUUAUAACAUCUUUGUGAAUUACUUUAUAACAUGUCGGUCAUCUUUGUGGAGUACUUUGUAACAUGUUUUUGGAGUACUUUGUAACAUGUCGGCCAUGUCUGUGAAGUACUUUAUAACAUGUCGGCCAUCUUUGUGGAGUACUUUAUAACAUGUCGGACAUCUUUGUGGAGUACUUUCAUAAUAUGUCGGCCAUCUUUGUGGAGUACUUUAUAACAUGUUAGUGGAGUACUUUAUAACACGUCGGACGUCUUUGUGGAGUACUUUUUAACAUGUCGGCCAUGUUUGUGGAGUACUUUGUAACAUGUUUGUGGAGUACUUUGUAACAUGUUUGUGGAGUACUUUAUAACAUGUCAGCCAUCUUUGUGGAGUACUUUAUAACAUGUUUGGGAAGUACUUAAUAACAUGUUUGUGAAUUACUUUAUAACAUGUCGACCAUCUUUGUGGAGUACUUUAUAACAUGUUUGGGAAGUACUUAAUAACAUGUUUGUGAAUUACUUUAUAACAUGUCGACCAUCUUUGUGGAGUACUUUAUAACAUGUUUGGGAAGUACUUAAUAACAUGUUUGUGAAUUACUUUAUAACAUGUCGACCAUCUUUGUGGAGUACUUUAUAACAUGUUUGGGAAGUACUUAAUAACAUGUUUGUGAAUUACUUUAUAACAUGUCGACCAUCUUUGUUGAGUACUUUACAACAUGUCGACAAUCUUUGUGGAGUACGUUAUAACAUGUCGGACAUCAUUGUGGAGUACUUUACAAUAUGUCGACCAUCUUUGUGGAGUACUAAGUAACAUGUUGGCCAUCUUUGUGGAGUACCUACCAUUAUCCUGACAUGAUUAUGGAACAUUUUGUUGGACAUUUUUGUGAAGGCUUUAACAUGUCCGACACAUUCAUGGAAUAAUGUGUCAACCUGUUCACCAAGUUAAAAAGGAGACAUUGCUUUUUUUUUUUUUUUUUGCCUAUCAUUCACAAGAACACGUUUUCCUUUUUUCAAUGCAUUCUAACUCGUAAUUAAAGGCUAGCAAAUGUCAGCUAACAAUGGAACUAAUGUUAGUUUCUCUAUUCCGCCUAUAAAACACUUCAAAAAAAGCACCUUCAUCAAGGUGUUAUAUACACAUUGUAAGUAUAUAUAUGUAUAAUAUAUUAACUGGUCUAUUCAUAAUAUGUAAUAUUUACGUAUUUCGGUUCAUUUGAAGCAUACGGUGGCCUUUUAAUUUCACAGAAUGUUGGCUUUUCAGUUCAACAACACUAAACAUGUAGCAGUAUUGCUAAAUGCUGAACAAGAAAUACAAACUAGGAACAUAAUAAAACAACCGCUUACUCGAACAAUGGAGUCCGCAUGAUGGGAUGUUUACAUACUCCCGUUUAGGGAAAGGUUUAAAAAAAGAGUGUCGCAAACAAAGGUCUUUCUUAAUAUCUAAGUUGGACAUCAAAGUUGACCAAGUUCUCAGUUUAUUUCCACAUUCUUCUACUAUCCAUGUGAGAGGCAUGAUUUAUAAUCUAGAACUAACUUUCACCAACUCAGAGGCAAUGCAGCAGCUCACCUGUUUAAUAUGUUAAUAUAGCAGCAUAAGCGUGUCAGCCCUCUGUGGUAGCGGCACCACUAAAAAAAUGCGUUUAUAAUAACAAUAUUGCUAAUAGUUGGUUAAUAUUCAGGUCACAAGAUGCAAUUAAAGUAUUGUUGGCGGUUUUAUAUGUUUUUUUAGAGUUCACUCAGAAGCUGCAUGGUUAGCCACCUCGUACUUGCUGUAUUUUAUGACUUAGAAUGCAUUGAAAAAAAAAAAGUGUGUUCUUGUCUUAUAUAAGGAUUGUGAAUGAUGUGUUCAAUCCCCCCCCAAAAAAAACUGCAGUUCUCCUUUAAGAGUAUUCAACAGGUUCAAGGAAUGAGUGUAUUGGAGAUGUGUUGCAUCAGGCAUGCAGUGGGGAAGGGAUUUAUACGGCCCCAUUCGUGGGUGCAUCUCACGUGAGAGGAAGAGGGGAGUGUUAAUCACUUUGUAACGCAGUCUACUGAAAAAGGUGGAAAGCGGCACUCUACAUAGCAACUGAAUUGCCACAAAAUUUGAAGGUAUUCGACACUCUCUUGCCAUCUGACUGCUAAAGUGGAUUUGUCACGUUUCAUGUGUCAGGUAAACCUUGGAGAAUGGGGCCAUAUGAAUCCCGUGCCAUGUUUUGUUUUUUUUCGGGUUCCGGCGCUGCUUUAAUUUUAUGUACGAUUUCCUACAAAAAUUCUCGCGGGAUUGCGAGCGUAGUUUGUGAUCUGCUUGCGUUCCUGUGACAGCAACGAGCUGCAGAACAACGCACGCCGUCAAAGAGCCGCGACGCGUCGGCCUGCUAACAACCAAAGCGGAAAAAACACGCCGCCCAAGCUCGCCAAACAAGCAUUUAGCUUUGAGAACCGACACGUGCUGGUAUUAUGUCUGCUUACGGAGGGGGAUGAAACCUCAGUCAACAGAAGGACUCGUUUAAUAAUCGCACCAAAUAAAACGGAUGUUAUGUCUUUAACGAAAAAAAAGGGUUCUCCCACUUGUUCCCAAAAAUAAUAACAAAAGGCUUCGUGAAAGCUUCUACCUCUGCACAACACGUUCCGAACAAUUACGACAGAUCCGACGUUUACAUUCCUGGCGUCAAGAUGCGAAGGAUUUGCAUCGUAAUCCGACAUUUGUAGAGUGAUGAUGUAUACAGUAGAUUACCUGUGAGGGAAUAUUGUGUUUUAAACAUGCAUGUCAGAAAAAAAAAGGAAAAAAAAAAAACAUUUGGUGGAGAGAGGAAGCGAAAUAGAACGGAGGGAGAUGACGGCCUUGCUAAAGUGCUAACAGUGCGUAGGAGUGCAUUACCUCAGAGUUUGGGGAGGGUCAGCCGCAGAAUGCAUAUUACCUGUAGAUUUGCAUGGGUUUUGUAUAAAUGAAGUCAGAAAAAAAAAAAGUCUAAAAUAGUUUGCUUGCACAUAAUACCAGAAAGACCUCCAGAAAACUUGCUCCUCCCCUAGAUUUUAGGAUCUGUCUGGUUUUUCUGGGGUUCAUUUUGUCUGUAAUUUUGAUAACUGUGCAUACUUAUGUAAAGAAGAAGAAAAAAAAACAAACCCCGAUGUCGGUGGACCCAUACACUUACCAGACUUUUUACUAAAGACCAGGAGGAGGAAAAUUAAAUUCUGUGUUUCUUUUACCUGAAUUUGUACCGUUUCACUCUCAUGGCUCGCUAAGACUAGCAAACCUGCUUUUUUCUUGCAUCGGCUUUGCGUAGCUGUAAGGCUUUAACCUAACGUGUGUAUUUAUUGCUUGUACCUCUGUGCAUACUUUAUGAAGCAUUAUGUCCGCCAUGUACCCUCCGAUAAUCGGGAUUGCCUAUGAUCCGCCUGUGUAUACAGUAAAAUCGGGACUGUAGCCAACAUAUGUUUGUCAUUGGUGAGAAAAAAAAAACAUUUUCUUUCUGGGAUUCUGCUACUUUUUUGAUACUUUUCAUGACUGUGUACUGUGUCCAUAUAAAAAGGUUCUCUGACGUUAGAAGGUCAUGGUUGAGCAUUGUAACGUCAUUAUUUUCUGUAUUUCAUGGCAUUUCACUGCUGAAUAAAAUAAAGGACCAAAAGUUGGAAUUUAAAAA
Messenger RNA from Nerophis ophidion (straightnose pipefish), 9176 nucleotides. RefSeq names its product forkhead box protein P2-like. Gene Ontology annotation, biological process: regulation of transcription by RNA polymerase II. Gene Ontology annotation, cellular component: nucleus. Gene Ontology annotation, molecular function: RNA polymerase II cis-regulatory region sequence-specific DNA binding; DNA-binding transcription repressor activity, RNA polymerase II-specific. Lineage: Eukaryota; Metazoa; Chordata; Actinopteri; Syngnathiformes; Syngnathidae. The record is from RefSeq and is a predicted model, not a curated record.